This is a messenger RNA of Parnassius apollo (apollo), 699 nucleotides long. The record is from the annotation of a GenBank genome assembly. Lineage: Eukaryota; Metazoa; Arthropoda; Insecta; Lepidoptera; Papilionidae.
AUGGAUACAAAGAAGCCAAGAAUGAAGAAAGAACAGCAACAAUAUUUAUUAAACUUCUUGAUGAGGAAUCCGGAAACGGUUAACGGAAAUUGUAAGUUGCCGGCUACCAAAAGAUUGUGGACUGAACUGACAGAAGCCCUCAAUGGAAUGGGAGGUGUUCGUAAGACACAGAAAAAUUGGUUAGAGGGUAUUAUUAUUGUCCCAGGGACUCCACAGCCCAUUGUUGAUGUUCCGGAUCCUUAUGUUAAACAAAACAUAGUCAUGGUUUUGGAUGAUACUCAACUGCCAAAGCCCAAGCAGACGUUGAUUUUAGACGCAGUACCAGUUGAUAUACAUUCAGACACUGAAGAAGAGCCCCCGAAGGAAGCGGCUAUGGUGGACGCGUUGACACCGACGGCGAGUCACGAUGGGGCGACUGUCGUCACUUCAAUGGCGACGGACGCGUCAUCAAUACCGACAGCAUCUCGCGUUGGUCGAAUUGCGGUAGACGCGUUGAUGAUGCCAGCGGCAAAUAGGGAUCUGGCGACGAUCAGUUGCAGUCGUGAACACAUCGUGGCCUCAACCCCUGAACAGAGACUGGGGGACGGCGCGGCGUGGUGCGCAGCACUCCGCGCCUCGAGCGCCGCAACGUGCGUCGAGCAACGCCCCGUACGCUCGUGCCGCCAGCCGAUUCAGCCACCCCGCAAGAAGAUGCCAUGA